CGCGCAUGCGCAGCACAAGGCAACGUUGAUUGAGGAGCAGAGCAGCAAUUUCUGACGCCCAAACUGGCAGGUUAUCUACAAUACACACAGCUAACAGCUAACGGCUCAUUUACCUCAGGACUGCACUGCAAUAUCGUUCUGCAUGAAAAAAUACAAGCACAUCGAUAUUUAGUCAAGAGCAUCUGACUGGAGAUAUUCUGAAGAGCAGAAAAAAAAACAACAGACCGAGUGCUGACUGACGGGCUCUUAGUGUAUAUAAUGUAUUAUAUUGUAGAGUUUUUACAAACAAACGAAGUUGCAGUUGUCCCAUCAAUUUGGGUUAAAAAUGGAAUGUGUCAGUGGCCGCUGACAUAUAAAAUGAGUGACAUCAUGAGAGCUACACGGAAUCAAGAGCAGCCUGGAGACCAUUGGGAGUCAUACAGUAUAAAGAUUUUAUAUACAACUGACAACUAUAACAGUGCACGUUUGAAACUCCCUGAGGCAGAAGCCAUGACCGACAUCCACACAGCGGAAGAAGAUCAAGAUGACACGAUGGCAAAAAAAUCCAAGAGAAAAAAAAUACCCAACAAAAGACUUCUUGACAGUGAAAGUGAUGAUGAGCUCCCUAUCAAAAAGAGCAAAAAACUCCCACCACCACCAGUAAUAAAGUAUCCAAACCCAGGAUUGGCUAGCUCCAAGAUUCAACCAAGACCAGUGAGCCCCGAGACCGGAGGUGGAUCGGCAAGCCCCGAGACCGGAGGUGGAUCGGCAAGCCCCGAGACCAGACGUGGAACAUCUCAAAGCAGAAGAUGGCCGUCUCAGACUCAUGAUUUUGCAUCUGUUCUACAUCAUCUACUGAUAAAACAAGAAAUGGUCAUAGACCAAUUGAAGAUCAUCCUGAGGACUGUUCAGGCUAUACAAGGAAGUACUGGAGGUCCAAGCGAGCAAGAUUUUGAUGAAGGGGCACUGCCGCUUACGGAUCUUGAGUCACUGCUUGAUCUAGAGAAUGUUCUGAAAAAUGAACAAGAGCUCAAAAACAAAAUGAUCACUGCUUUGGGGCUUAAUGGAGGGGUGGACCUGAAGGAUACCGUGUGGCGAAUUAUGAAGCGAACUGUGACUAACUCUUUGGCCAAGAAGUUGAACUGGCGGGGCAUAAAUGGGAAAACGGCAUUCAACAGCUUGUUACUAAAAGAUGUGAUUGCUGGAGCUGUUAGAAGAAAUCGGCUCACCAGACUGGCAACAAAUCAAGAAAUUGAGUUCUACAUAAGAAGAUGGCUACAUUUAGCAAUAGACAGAGAAGGAGGGAGGAGGUUACGGCAGGAGAGACGGUCUGUCUUGUAAGGUCCCGCCCCUCUUCUUACCAUUUGUAGCUCUCUGGUCCUACUUGGAUGCUGUCUAUGCAACGGACAGAAGGAGAGAAUUUCUCUUUGUUAACUUUGGACUGUUUGAUUGUUAAAGAUGUUGGUGCUGUUUGCAAAUAUUCACUUGUUCCUGAGUUUCAUUCUGACCAUUGUAUUGGAUGGAGAAGAAGAGAGGAAGUUAUGGCAGCAUCCUCUUUUUUUGUCAAUUUAGUUAUUUUUGGUUUUAAAGAAACACAAGUAUUGUGUGCACUAUGAUUUCAGUGUUUAUUUUAAAUGUUUACUGGACAGGGCAAUGGAAAGAGAAAGCAGGACAGUAGUUUGAAUGUUAGAUUAAAUUGUUUUGCACUA
Molecule: messenger RNA, 1688 nt
Organism: Trichomycterus rosablanca
Lineage: Eukaryota; Metazoa; Chordata; Actinopteri; Siluriformes; Trichomycteridae
Exons: 10
Coding region: 259-1320 (353 amino acids)
Source: RefSeq, a predicted model, not a curated record